GCGUUGACCCAACAGUCGUUUAUCAAAACAAUGUCAUCCAUCCGGAUCUCAGGGUAACUACCACGAGAGAAACCUUAUCUUGAUGACAUGACCUUAUCGACAGCUCGUCACGUCUGGGUGUUUUGAUGUAAUGUUAGUUUCGAAUUACAUACUCGUCACAAGACUAUGAACUGUAACUUGUGUUACCGGUGUCAUUACACAACACUGUGAAUAUUGAGCGGGACUGUCAGCGACGAUAUGUGUCCAUAAUGAAUAUACCUUGUUUCGUUGGAGUAUGUUUGCUGGUGUUUGGCCAUCUGGUCUCAGGUGAUUGUAACGUCACGCUUCAUGCCCAGAGGGAACCCCUGAAUUUCACAUCUCCAAACUACCCACGUAACUACAGAAAUAAUGAAAACUGUUUCUGGGACAUCUACCCACAAACAAGCGGCUACAGGGUUGUCCUCGACAUGGUCUAUUCCAAUAUCGAGGACUCCAACUCCUGCACAAUGGACGUCCUUACUUUAUACGCGAAAAGUAACGAUAAUACAAAUACGAUCAAGUUUCACCAAAUUUGUGGAGAAACCCGACGGAAUGUUAUUACCCGUAACGACCAACAUUUUCACGUCGUUUUCAAGACUGACAGCAGUACUACCGCAAGGGGUUUCUUAAUUAGAUAUUAUGAAACAGAAGGGGUCUCAAGCUGUGGCAGAUCACUCGUUGCAACAUCUGCAGGCAAGACAUUUACUUCACCCGGAUACCCAAACACUUACCUCACGACACAGUCAUGUACCUGGACUAUUACAACAGAACAUCAAAACCAAACACUUGUACUGGACACUGAGGACUCGGAACUUGAGAGCAUCUCCGCAGUCGGCACUUGUGACUCGGACAACGUCACUGUAUAUGACGGUCGAUACAGUUCUGAUGUACUCGGAACGUUUUGUGGCGACCAACAACCCGUCUUCACCAGCGGUGGGAACUUAAUGCGCGUCCAUCUACAAACAAAUCACGAAAACAACUUCAAAGGAUUCAAAAUACGAUACAAAGCUGUAGAUGCAGCAAGAUGCGUCCUUACGAUACCUGCAGGUGAAAGUCCAAUGCAGCUUGUCUCUCCAGGUUAUCCUCAAGGCUACCAAAGUGGAUUAGAUUGCCACUGGAUCAUAUACGCGCCCACUGGAAGUUUCAUCACUGUUAAAGUUAUCGUCCUUGAUAUGGAGACAGUACCAUUGUGCAGCAACGAUUAUCUGCUCUUUAAAGAUGGUUCCCUUACAAGCAUUGCUCCCACACUGGCAAGGAUUUGCAACGUUAUAUCUUUUCCCAUCAAAAGUGCCAGGAAUCAUAUGGCCAUCCUAUUUCACUCAGACAAUUCCACCACAGGAAGAGGCUUUCGUUUACAGUACUUCGCUGGUUCCGCUUGUGGAAAAUCAAAUAUUUCUGCUUCUACUAUGGACAAGUAUCUUUCGUCUCCUGGCUAUCCAUCACUCUAUUCCAAAAAACUAAAUUGCAAGUGGACAGUUUCGGCCCCAACUGGAUAUAAAAUAGAAGUCUACAUUAUGGAUCUUUAUAUGGACCAGUAUUGCUGGACUGACUAUCUGCUUUUAAAGGACGGUCCCUCAUCUCAAGAUGCUCUGCUAGGAAGGUACUGUGGUUCCCUUUCCACCAGGGACGCUGUCAGCUCUAGCAACUACAUCACCAUAGUCUUUAACACCAAUGGCUCUGUCAGAGGAAUAAAGUUUCGUCUGAAGUACAAAGCAGUGAUACCAACCGCCGAGCGUGUUUGUGGAAAUCGACUCAACGCCGAAGUUUCCAUGACGAACUAUUUGACGUCUCCUGGUUACCCCGGCAACUAUGGCAACAACGUAUCUUGCACGUGGACAAUAUCUACAACAAAUGGAAAUAAGAUAAAAGUUGAAAUCAUGUCCCUUUCUUUGCAACUCUCGGAAGGAUGUACACGUGACUAUCUUCUCUUUGUUGACAAUUCCUCGUCUAGCGCCUCACCGUUGGCUAAAUACUGUGAUACCUUCCUCAAGAACGUCGUAAGCUCCAGCAACUACAUGAUCAUCACGUUCCACACCGACGAAUCUGUUACAAGAGGGUUUUCUUUGAAAUACACGGCGACGCGAGGAUGUGGGGAACAUCACAUGCUAGGAUCUUCUGAAACAACAUUGAUUCAGUCACCGAAUUACCCAUUUUACUACCCACAAAAUGCGGACUGUGAGUGGACAGUCAGCACUGAUGUCGACGCAUAUGUAAUCCAUGUCAAAGUGAAGUAUUUCGACCUUGAGUUUUCCCUUAAGUGUUCUCUCUGACUAUUUACAACUCUACAAUGUCGUGGAAUUAUAUGAAUACUCGCUCGGUCGAUGGUGUGGGUCGGAUGGCCCAAAUACACAGAGUACAGGGACGAGCAUGAAGGUUCGAUUCCACACUGACGACGCCUGGUCCAACCGUGGAUUUGAGUUAGCUUUCACCACCGGCGAGAAAACAUUGGCGGAUACGGCACCGAACGUUGGAGGCAUAAUUGGAGGGGUGACUGGCUUCAUUGUCGCCAUGGCAGUUGUACCAGUCGGCUGUUAUGCAAUUUACAAAA
Haliotis rubra (blacklip abalone) is the source of this 2566-nucleotide messenger RNA. Its product is annotated as deleted in malignant brain tumors 1 protein-like. Lineage: Eukaryota; Metazoa; Mollusca; Gastropoda; Lepetellida; Haliotidae. The coding region runs from base 249 to 2288 and encodes 679 amino acids. The record is from RefSeq and is a predicted model, not a curated record. The transcript has 20 exons.